Molecule: messenger RNA, 1531 nt
Organism: Cuculus canorus (common cuckoo)
Lineage: Eukaryota; Metazoa; Chordata; Aves; Cuculiformes; Cuculidae
Gene: ABHD12B
Product: abhydrolase domain containing 12B
Exons: 13
Coding region: 110-1264 (384 amino acids)
Biological process (GO): phosphatidylserine catabolic process; monoacylglycerol catabolic process
Cellular component (GO): endoplasmic reticulum membrane
Molecular function (GO): monoacylglycerol lipase activity; phosphatidylcholine lysophospholipase A1 activity
Source: RefSeq, a predicted model, not a curated record
UGUGGCCUAUCGCUACUGCGCAGAGGCGGGGGCGUGGCUUAUCGGUGCGCUUGGGCUGUGCCGGGUCCCGGCUCCGCAGUUGUCGCUCGGCGCGGUCGUGCUGGGGGCGAUGCGGCGGCGCGGCGAGCGGGGCGGCGACAGCAGUCGCGACGGCGACACCGAGCGAGCCAGGGAGGAGCGGGGGGACGGCGCGGGACAGCGGCAGCGAGGCUGCCUGGCCCGAUGUCCCCGGCUGCGCGCCCUCCUCCUGGGCCUGCUCCUCAUCUACAUCACCUUGCCCUUCAUCAUCCGCCUCUUCCCCACCCUGAUCACCAAAUUCACCUUCCUGAACUUCUUGGCAUUCCCCUACUUCGUGGACCUUCAGCGGCCAGAGCUGCUGGUGAACAACACCAUCAACCUGUACCUCACCACCGAGCCAGGUGUCACCGUUGGUAUCUGGCACACGGUGCCAGGCAGCAGAGGGGCCGAGGCGCAGGGCAAGGACCAGCGCUGGUACGAGGAGGCACUUGCUGAUGCUCAUCCCAUCAUCAUCUACAUGCACGGCAAUGGAGGGACUAGGGCUUCGAGCCACCGUGUCCAGUUCUUGAAGGCGAUGGGGGCUGCCAACUUCCACAUCCUGGCUCUCGACUACAGAGGCUAUGGGGACUCCAGCGGGCACCCCACAGAGAAUGGAUUGACCACGGAUGUCCUGGCACUCUACGACUGGGCCAAAGCACGGAGCGGAAAUAGCAGCAUCCUGUUCUGGGGACACUCCUUGGGGACGGGGGUUGCCACAAACUUAGCAAGGAAACUACAGGAGGAGCGAGGGGUCCAGGUUGAUGGUGUCGUCCUGGAGUCUGCCUACAGCAACAUCCGUGAGGCAGCCAGCAGCAACUGCAUGGCAAAGCUCUACUACUACUUCCCAGGUUUCGAGUACUUCAUCUUGGACCCUCUACAUCUCAGCAACCUAUUCUUCAGCACCGAUGAGAACUUCAAGAUCAUGUCCUGUCCGCUCCUCCUCCUGCAUGCAGAAGAUGACAUGGUGCUGCCUCUGGACAUGGGCCGCAAGGUCUUUGAGCUCGCACGCAACACCUACGAGGACAAGAACAAGGUGAAGCUCGUUAUCUUUCCCAAAAAGCUGGGCUUGGGCCACGACUACAUCUCCUACAACCCAGAGCUGCCCACCCUGGUGAAAGACUUCUUUAACCUGGAGAGAAGCCAGCUGAUGCGUGCAGCACCCGCGAGCACUCCCUCAACCCCACACCAUGACCCCUCAGAGCACUGAACAAAAAUCUCUACGACAUUAAAGCUACUGAGAAACUGAGUCACCCACUGCCUCGAGGACGCUCCGGGUUCCUCAGGGGAUGGAGAUGCUGCUGCGACCUGGGUGCUGCUCCUGGGACAAGACCACGCACACUGUGGCGCCAGGAGCAUCAUCCAGGGCAGCGGUAGGGGUACACGAGCCUCGCUGCUAACCCCCCCCACGCACUGAUGCCUUAGGACAAAUGAGCUGCACCCCAAACCCUGCUUUAGCAUCACCUGCAAGGGCUCA